AGAAAAUAUUGAAAAUGUUGAAGAAAAUCAUUAGACAAGACUCAAUGAACUGUUAAAUCUGUUUAGUGACUGUUGGAAAAGUGAUAACUGACAGAAACUGUUUCUGUUUGUUUUGCAGUAUCUGCUGGUGCAGUGAAGUCAGUGUCAGUGAUGGAGGGAGAUUCAGUCACUCUACACACUGGUCUUACUGAAAUACAGAGAGAUAAAUUCAGUAUACAGUGGAUGUUUGGAGACCGUCUCAUAGCUGAAAUCCCUAAAAAGCAAAAACAGUUCAAUGAAAGUGAUGGGAAAUUCAGCGGCAGACUGAAGCUGGAUAAUCAGACUGGAUAUCUGAACAUCACAAACAUCAGAACCACAGAUUCUGGAGAUUAUGAACUGCAGAUCAGCAGCAGCAAUUACACCAUAAACAGGAGAAUCAAUGUUACUGUCACUGGUUCAGGUCUGUCUCCAGGUGCUGUAGCAGGGAUUGUUGUUGUUGUUGUUCUUCUGGUGGCUGCAGCUGCAGCUGCUGUUGUGAUUUACUAUUGCCACAAGAUCUGUAAACUAGGAAGCGGUGGGCAAGAGAAUGGACAAAACCAUCAGAACCAGCACACAGAUGAUCCUGCUAAUGAAAAGACUGAAUUGGCCAACAGAUCUUGAAACAGAGAACAGCAAUAGCUUAUAGUUGUUAUAACAGUAUACACAUGAAGAGUGUAUGAAGUCAAGCCGUUUGCAAUGUUGAAAUAUAAAAACUAAUGAAUGAAGGCUUUCAUUUGGUUUGACAUAAUUAUAGAAACAUGCUUUGAUUUAUGAUGAAACUGAUGUAACAGUUUGCUGUUUGUGCUGAUGCUGAUAUUGCACUGAUGAUAUUAUGUUGUUUUGUACUAAGAGCCAGUUUGACUGAUCCAUUGUGAUGCAGGAUGUUACACUGUGAAAUGGCUGCAAACUUUUUCAGGAAUGAUCUCAAACUAAUGAAUGUAUAUAUGCUUUUAUUCUUGUUUGUUUUUAUUUGAUGCUCUUGCACUGUUACAUCACACAUAUUUGUGCUUUAUUGAAGUGUUCAUGCUUAAAUAUUCUGUAUGGUAAAAAUAAUAGACGCAAUUAUAUUAUUUUUAAAUCUGUCUGUCGCGCAAUAAGAUGUGAAUGCGAUAUCUGAUAUGUGUGUUCAUACAGGGGUAACAGAUGAUCUUACUGUCUAAACAUUUCAUUCCUUCAGCUUUUGCUUGUUUAGAAACCAGUGUCAUAACAAGAAAACACAUCACAGUAUUCUCAGUUCACAUUUUAGG
Labeo rohita (rohu) is the source of this 1265-nucleotide messenger RNA. RefSeq names its product carcinoembryonic antigen-related cell adhesion molecule 1. The coding region runs from base 151 to 639 and encodes 162 amino acids. NCBI's taxonomy places the organism in Eukaryota, Metazoa, Chordata, Actinopteri, Cypriniformes, Cyprinidae. The record is from RefSeq and is a predicted model, not a curated record. The transcript is spliced from 3 exons.